This is a messenger RNA of Saccostrea cuccullata (small rock oyster), 1151 nucleotides long. RefSeq names its product collagen alpha-1(XXV) chain-like. The record is from RefSeq and is a predicted model, not a curated record. NCBI's taxonomy places the organism in Eukaryota, Metazoa, Mollusca, Bivalvia, Ostreida, Ostreidae. Gene Ontology annotation, cellular component: extracellular matrix.
GUGUAAGUUAGCGGACCAGGAUGCAGCUCGCCUUAGCUGUAGUAAUGACGCUCUGUCUGGCGUGGCAGACCGCCGCGAGGGCAUACGAUAAGGAAUGGGACAAAUGCCGGAGACAGUACUUAGAACUUAAGGCAGAGGUCCAGCAUUUACAGGAUCUCAUUUCACAUCUCCAGCAUGCUGUAUCAAAGUGUUCCAAACACUACAUUAAAGGUCCGCAAGGUGAACCCGGACCUCCUGGGCCAGUGGGGCCUAAAGGCAAGCCCGGAAAGAAGGGAGAGAAAGGCGACCCAGGAAUGAGAGGACCAGUGGGACCUAAAGGCCAUCCAGGACCUCCAGGUCCAAAAGGCGAUAAAGGACCUCCAGGGCAUCCCGGAAUACCGGGCCUGCCGGGCCGAAAGGGUAACAGAGGAAUUCCCGGAUUGAAAGGAGACAUGGGUCCACCAGGUCCUCAAGGGGAAAAAGGAGAGAAAGGAGAUAAAGGAGAAAAGGGUGAACGAGGAGAACAGGGAAUCCAGGGAGAACGAGGGGAAAAGGGGGAUCCAGGUCCCCAGGGCGAGAAGGGCGAUCAGGGACCCCAGGGCAUUCCCGGUGAACAAGGACCCAAGGGAGACAGAGGGCCAAAAGGAGACACGGGCCCUCCAGGUAUACAAGGCGAAAAGGGUGACCCCGGCGAUCCAGGUGAGCAAGGACCUAAGGGAGACAGAGGUGAAAAAGGAGACAGAGGCCCUCGAGGUCCAAAAGGAGACCCGGGCGAAAGAGGACCCACUGGUCCCCGGGGACACCCAGGAGUUAAAGGGGAUAAAGGAGAGAAGGGAGGGGGAGAAAAGGGAGAUAAAGGAGAUGUUGGACCUCAAGGUAUACAGGGCCCAAUGGGUCCCAAGGGAAAUAAAGGCGCGAAAGGGGACAAGGGAGACCCCGGGGAGCCGGGCGAGAAAGGAGAUACAGGGGCUAAAGGUGACAAAGGGGAGAAAGGUGAUAAGGGAGACCCAGGGCCCCAGGGAGAAGUCGGACCCAAGGGGGACCAAGGUCCUAAAGGAGAUACUGGACCGAGAGGUCACCCAGGACCCAAAGGACCACCGGGUCCCAGAGGACAUAGAGGGCCAAAGGGGGACAAAGGGGAUAAAGGUGAAAAGGAUAUGUAUCCUUACUGA